UCGCGAACGAGGUUGGACAGUCGGCAAUGGACAUCACUUUCCUGGGAACUGCGUCGGCCCAGCCUUCUCCCACGCGCAACCAUUCGUCGCUAGCAUUCCGACCCGAUGGUGGCGACGUGUGGCUGUUUGACUGUGGGGAAGCCACGCAGCAUCAGCUGAUCAACCUCAUGGCCGAUUACACGGCGUUGGCGAUCCCAGCUCCCGGCAACGUCGCACCCGCCCACUCUGCUCCACGACUUGCCAAGAUAUCUCGCAUCUUUCUCACGCAUCUCCACGGGGAUCACUGUUUUGGCCUGCCUGGUCUGCUCUGCACGGCUGGCUCGGUUGUGUCUCCGAAUGCAACAAGCAUGAACGACGGACGAACCCCUCGGCCAACCAAUCCUGUGCACAUCUAUGGACCUCAAGGGACCAAGUCGUACGUUCGCAGCAUGCUUCAACACACCAUGUCCCGCGUAGGCACUGGAUUUGCAGUACACGAGCUGCUGUUUGGAGCUUCUGUCGACGCAUCUCCACCUGCAAACGACACUCCACAUAUUGACGAAGUACCUGGAGAAUCCUACAGCGCACUCGUCACGACCUCUGGCUAUGCUUACUGGACCCUUCCUCCCACUUCAUCUGGGUUUGUCAUCCAAGCCGCAGCCAUCCCCCACACAGUGCCCACGGUGGGCUACCUCUUGCGAGAGCCGGCUUCUCCUGGCCGGUUACAGAUUGAGCUCGUGCGGCCCAUCUUGCAGCGCAACAGCGCAGCACUAGGGCUAAAGAAUCCGCUGUCGCUGCUACCGCGGCUGAAAAGAGGAGAGUCGCUGGUCAUGCCUGAUGGAACAGUGAUGUCUCCCGAGCUAUGUCUAGCCAGCCCUCGUCCUGGCCGGGUCGUGCUGAUUCUCGGCGACACGUCGAACGCACUCGAGUCUGCGUUUGUAACGUUGUCACAGGACGAUGUAGUCGACGUGGUCGUGCACGAAGCGACCAACGCGUGCCUGCCCUGUGACAUGGCGGCGGGGCUGACGACGGAAUCGGUAGAAAUAAACACCAAAGCCCAUGGCCACUCGACGCCAGACAUGGCGGGCGCGUUCGCUCGCGCCAUCAAAUGCAAGCGAUUGAUCCUUAACCAUUUCUCCAGCCGAUACAAAGGCGACGGCAGCACCGACAGCAUGGACGUGAUGGACCAAGUGCGGCAGCUGGCCGUCGCGUCGUUUGGUAGCGAUGACGUGGUCUGCGCGCGAGACUUCAUGCAAGUGACCGUCGCCCUACGAUGAUCCGAAGCCUAGUUGUUCAUGAGGUCAGGAUAUGAUUGUGUAAUAGCAAUACACGCUUGUUGAUGUCACUGCCUGAAC
Molecule: messenger RNA, 1334 nt
Organism: Aphanomyces astaci
Lineage: Eukaryota; Oomycota; Saprolegniomycetes; Saprolegniales; Verrucalvaceae
Exons: 2
Coding region: 27-1256 (409 amino acids)
Cellular component (GO): nucleus
Molecular function (GO): 3'-tRNA processing endoribonuclease activity
Source: RefSeq, a predicted model, not a curated record